Phytophthora sojae is the source of this 204-nucleotide messenger RNA. RefSeq lists its product as hypothetical. The transcript has a single exon. Lineage: Eukaryota; Oomycota; Peronosporomycetes; Peronosporales; Peronosporaceae. The record is from RefSeq and is a predicted model, not a curated record. The annotation marks the transcript as partial. Gene Ontology annotation, molecular function: carboxypeptidase activity.
CCUGAUCAGCAGGUUCUGAUCGGCAACCAACGUAAUGCGUGGGCGUGUGGUGUGGUCGACCCGAGAUCGCUCUGCUUUCAUGCUGGAGAACGCACGCAGUAUGGUGAGCUGCUGAAGCAGGGCUGGAAACCGCGCCGUUCCAUUAUGCUAGGCUCAUGGGAUGACGAGGAGUUCGGUCUGCUCGGCAGCACUAAGUUCGCCGAA